UGUGUGUGUGUGUGUGUGACAGCUGCUGCGUGUGUGUGAGCUCAGCUCAGUAAAGCUUCAUCUCUAAUAGGAUGAGCAGCCGCUCGCGCGUCUAGCUGAAUGCGCCGCUCAUUGUUCGCUUCGCCGUUCCUCUGCUGUUUCCGCGGAUCGAUCGAUCAGUGAUCGGGAUUCUCAUGGAUCUAUCGAUGUGAAGAAGGUGUCAAACGCGGCUGAAGUUCAGAAGUGAUCGAGCGGAGCGGCAGGAGGCAAUCAUGCGGUCGCAGGCCUUGUUGCUGUAUUUCACCGUGCUGCAGACGGCCGGAGCCGCUUUCCCAGAAGACACCGAGCCAAUCAGCAUUUCACACAGCAACUAUACCAAACAAUAUCCAGCGUUCGUGGGACACAAACCGGGAAGAAACAACACGCAGCGGCACAAACUGGACAUUCAGCUGAUCGUCAUCAUGAACCGGACUCUCUAUGUGGCCGCGAGGGAUCACAUUUACACGGUGGACAUCGAGACGGCUGACACAGAGGAGAUCUUCUUCAGUAAGAAGCUGACGUGGAAGUCCAGGCAGGCCGACGUGGACACCUGCAGGAUGAAGGGAAAACACAAGGACGAGUGCCAUAACUUCAUCAAGGUCCUGCUGCAGCAGAGCCACGACUCUCUGUUUGUGUGCGGAACCAACGCCUUCAACCCGUCCUGUCGGACCUACAAGAUGGACAGUCUGGACGCUGUGGGCGAUGAGAUCAGCGGUAUGGCACGCUGCCCAUACGAUGCCAAACAUGCCAACGUGGCCCUGUUCGCCGAUGGGAAGUUAUACUCCGCCACAGUCACAGACUUCCUGGCGAUCGAUGCGGUGAUCUACCGCAGUCUGGGCGACAGUCCGACCCUCAGGACGGUCAAACACGACUCCAAAUGGCUGAAAGAGCCGAAUUUCGUCCAAGCCAUCGAUUACGGCGAGUUCAUCUACUUCUUCUUUCGGGAAAUCGCCAUGGAGUACAACAGCAUGGGGAAGGUGGUGUUUCCGCGAGUGGCUCGCGUGUGUAAGAGCGACCUCGGCGGCUCUCAGCGAGUGCUGGAGAAGCAGUGGACGUCCUUCCUGAAGACGCGGCUCAACUGCUCCAUCCCUGGAGACUCGCACUUCUACUUCAACAUCCUGCAGGCCGUCACCGAUGUCAUCCACAUCAGCGGUCGCGACGUGGUCAUGGCCACCUUCUCCACGCCGUACAACAGCAUCCCGGGAUCAGCCGUCUGCGCAUACGACAUGGCGGAGAUCGCAGCGGCCUUCACCGGACGCUUCAAAGAGCAGAAGUCACCCGAUUCCACCUGGACGCCCGUCCCAGAGGAGAAGGUGCCCAGACCCAGGCCAGGCGUCUGCGCAGGAUCUUCUUCUGGAGAGAAAUUCAAAGUGUCCAAUGAGUUUCCGGAUGAAACGCUGAACUUCAUCAAGCUUCACCCACUGAUGGACGAAGCCGUUCCUUCCAUCGCCAAUCGGCCGUGGUUCCUCAAGACGAUGGUCCGGUAUCGUCUGACUCGUAUAGCCGUGGAUAACGCCGCCGGCCCUCAUCGCAACCACACCGUGGUUUUCCUGGGAUCGGAGCGAGGAAUCGUGCUGAAGUUCCUGGCCAAGAUGCGGAGCGGCUUCCUGAACGACAGCCUGUUUCUGGAGGAGCUGAGCGUCUACAACCCAGAGAAGUGCAGUAUUGACGGCGUGGAGGACAAGCGCAUCAUCAGCAUGCAGAUCGACAGCAGGAGUCACUCUCUGUUCGUGGCCUUCUCCUCAUGCGUGGUCAAAGUCCCGCUGUCCCGCUGCGAACGGCACGGCGAGUGUAAAAAGUCCUGUAUCGCCUCCAGGGACCCCUACUGCGGCUGGGUGUCAGAGGGAGCCUGUAAAGAAAUCUCAUCGGAGCCGAAAUGGCCAUUCGAGCAGGACGUGGAACAGGGCAACACAGAUGGACUGGGCGACUGCCAAAAUUCGUUCGUGGCUCUCAAUGAGCAUCAGCGCAGGCAGCAGGGUGUGAGCGAUAUUACCCAGAAUGCUGCACGCGGCCUCCUCACCACCGUCCCUCCUCCCUCCGGCGGAGGCCCGCUGCUCCGGGACCGCAUGGUCAAGCCAAAGGAGGCUGAGCUGCCGGGCGAUCAGAGUGACCCGUAUGUGGCCGCUCCCUCAGACACGCAGCAGAAGAGCGCUGGAGUGAUCCGUGAGACGUACCACCGAGACCGCGAUCAGAUGGUUCCCGUCACACUCCUGGCCAUCGCCGUCAUCCUCGCCUUUGCCAUGGGCGCCAUCUUCUCAGGCAUCGUGGUCUAUUGCGUGUGUGACCACCGCCGGCGGGACUUCGAGCUGCCCGGCCGCAAAGACAAGGACUCGGUCCAGUCCAGACGGGGCUCCAUGAACAGUGUCACCAAGCUGACGGGGCUCUUCGAGACACAAGCCAAGGACGGACGGUCAGAAGCCAUUAUUACCCCACUCAUGCACAACGGCCGCUUGACCAAUGGCAAGAUGCUCAUCAAAGCCGAACAGCAAAUGGAUCUGACCGCCCUGCCCACACCUGAGGCCACGCCCAUGCAGCUGCGGCGCAAGCCCAGCCGGGGCAGCCGCGAGUGGGAGCGCAACCAGAACCUGAUCAACGCCUGCACCAAAGACUUGCCCUCCAUGGGCUCUGCGGUCAUCCCGACGGACCUGCCUCUGCGGGCGUCUCCGGGCCACAUCCCCAGCGUGGUGGUGCUGCCUUUGCCCCAACAGCAGCAGGCCUACCAGCACGAGUAUGUGGAGCAGCCGCACCGCGGAGACCUCGCAGAUGACCAGGCUGCCACCCUGGAGUACAAGUCCCUCAAGAGCCCGUGUCACAGCCUCAGCCUGGCGGACGGUGAUGGCGCACCGCCACGUGUCCCACAGCGAGAGGCAUCUCUGAGCGCCGUGGUCCUGCCGGCCGUCCCACAGAUGGGCAAGAGGCUGGAUGUGCAUUUGUCCGUGUACGGCCGUGGCUAUCCAAUGAGCUCGGGCCUCAAGAAACAGCACAACACCAACUCGUCCAACUCAUCCCACAUGUCCAGGAACCACAGCUUCCGUGUGGAGACGCCUCCUCCGCCCGCUCCGCAGCGUGUGGACUCCAUGCACGUCUGCUCCCCGCCGCCGGUCCUCGGUCUGUCGCGUCACCCCAGCCUGAGCUCGUACGGCUCUCUCUCCAGGCAUCUCAAGCCUGACGUUCCUCCUAAACCAUCACUGGUGUCCCUUUCCACGAAGGUCAAGUCCAGUGACUCCUGCACAUAAUCGAUCACAGCGGGAUAAAAGAUGGGGAAUGUGAAAGUGUGUCUGCUUUGUGCAGCUGUGUACAGGAAAUGCAACUCACUUUUUUUGUUUUGUUUUGUAUAUUUUGUAAUACACGUCGAGCUCAGGCUGAUGAGGGCGAACAUCUGGGGCAACUCUUGGAGAUUUCGUCCAGUGGCAGCAUUGUUGCCGAUGGUCAUUUUCUGCCAAAAGCACAUUGGAGACGGGCGCAAUUGUCGAGUCCUGAAGCUACGAGACGCCCCGGUUAUCAAGCACUUGGACACACAGCGAGUUCAGACGGGAACAGCUGCUGGAGCUUACCUUGGAAAACUGUGAAAAGCCGCCAUUGAGUAAAAGCAAUCGAGUUCUGCCUUCGUGCAAGAGUUCAACACGUCUACUGAAACUGUUGACUAAAUAACACAUGACUGUUAAUACUAAUAGCAGGUUGUAUUUAUUUUUUAAUAAAGUGCUUUUGCAGAAAGAGCAUCUCUUUUAGGCUCAAAUGAAAGGGGAACGAUGUUUUUAAUUUGAAUUAAUCAAGUGUGAAAUUAUUUAAAGUCAUUAAACUGGAGCCAGUACUUCUGUCCACUAACUCUUGGGACGUUGCUAAGCAAAGUCAGAGAUGACUCCGGAAGCCUCCGUAUGGAAGGAGUUAUCUCGAGCCGUGCCAGAGGGGCUUGUGGGUACAGCUUACAGCCCACAGACAGGAACUCCUGAAUCUCACCUCUUCAUCAUCCGAGUGCCAUUCUCGCCGCACUUGAGACGCUUUCAAUCGUAGUCCCGUCCACACGGCCCUUUCGCCGAAUCAUUUCAGCCUGUUUUUCUCCUUCCACCUGUAAAUUUGUGCCUUACACCCCUGAGUAGUGAAGCGUUUGUUAGCUGUUAACUGUCGUAGUUCUUAUGAUGACGUUUCGUUUGAUUAAAAAAGAAACAAAAAAACACGUAAUUGAAGAAUGUAGGUGUUGUCGUCGUCGACUAUGGUCCCUUUGAUAACCACAAAUGACUUUGUGCUUGAUUUCUGAUUGUGCCAAUCACGAUUCUCGUCGUGCUGGAAGAAUGUUUUUUUUUCUUUUCUUUGUCCUUUUUUACUUUUCACCAAGUCAAGAUGAUGUUUUACACUGUUUGUAGAUGACUUGUUGUGUAUCUGUGGAUCGGGCUGCUUCGAGGCAAUAAGAGAAAAACACACGAACGAUCCAGAUAUGUUUCUCCCAAACACACACACACACAAGCUUUCUAAUGUAUACGAUCAAACACAGUUUUUAGGCAGUGAAUACAGGCUGGCUCCUGUGUAGAUAUGCACUCCAAUAAUAUUAGGAAACAGAUUAAUGUUUGUGACAGAUACCGAUUAAUAUAAUUUUCUAGCUCUAUGGUUGUGAUGUAAUAUGAGGGAUUGUUAUUGAACUAUUUUGGCACACGUUUUAUUGAACUUGACGUCCAGGAAUCUAGUUUUGGCUUAUUUGUAGAUGUUGAAUUCACCCGAUUCUCUGAAUUUAUCCGGCCGCAGCGAACAGAGCUCGAGGUUUCCAUGCUGGUGCCUUUCUAGACUUUGGAAUUGGAGUUUGUUCUCUUGUAUGAUAUGGUUUCGUCACCGGCCCUCUCCCACAUCUGAUUCACAGCUAAAUGUAUGUUGUAAAGAAAUUCUCUUUAAUAAAUGGAAAAAAGUAAUAAAAACAUUUCAGAUUCUUGUCGCA
Molecule: messenger RNA, 4942 nt
Organism: Cyprinus carpio (common carp)
Lineage: Eukaryota; Metazoa; Chordata; Actinopteri; Cypriniformes; Cyprinidae
Gene: sema6a
Product: sema domain, transmembrane domain (TM), and cytoplasmic domain, (semaphorin) 6A
Biological process (GO): axon guidance; neural crest cell migration; semaphorin-plexin signaling pathway
Molecular function (GO): semaphorin receptor binding; chemorepellent activity
Source: RefSeq, a predicted model, not a curated record